Messenger RNA from Toxorhynchites rutilus septentrionalis, 2371 nucleotides. RefSeq lists its product as uncharacterized. The record is from RefSeq and is a predicted model, not a curated record. The transcript is spliced from 4 exons. Bases 394 to 981 code for a protein of 195 amino acids. Lineage: Eukaryota; Metazoa; Arthropoda; Insecta; Diptera; Culicidae.
GGAAUGAUUUUAAUUUCCCUUCAGAAGAUGACUAUCAGGGGAGUUGCUGCUGCAGUCGUUGCGGUUGGAUAUGGAAUUCAGUUGCGGUUCAUUCACCGUUUGGCGCAAGCCGAGUUCAUCACGCAGCAUUGCCAUUCACACCUCUCCCAAACCUGAUCCUAACCGACGGCUGGAUUGAAACAACAUCAGCUGACUCGUGGGAGGUGAAUCAUGAUGUGUAGUUUCAAUGGGGCCGAGGAUCGCGCGCGCCGAUAGCAAAUCACGAUCCGGCUGAGUAGGUUGUGUUUACCUUAACGGGGAGAUCUGUUGUGAUCGGACGUGUUCUCAGACGGCAGACGGACAGGUGGAUGUUCGAGUUAGUAUUUACCAAAUCUGGAACAGCAAGCACGCGCCAUGUUAAAAGGAAUAAUCAAGUUCAACGGCUACGCGGUGGCCAUUAGCUGCAUAAAUUACGCCAUCACGCGGGUGCUGGAGACGAACGUAGAGGGAAAUAUUUUGCAGCAAAUUCCUUGGAUGAAGAAUCUGCUAGCAACCGAGCAGCGCCCAGAAUCGAUAGUUUAUAUUGGAUUUUUCGUUGCCAGUGUGAUGCUUUUCAUGGGAGUUUAUUGGGAAUGCAAAGUCCUGAUGGUGCCCUUCGUGAUCGCCUACGUCGUCGUGUUGUAUGACGAGACUGGCGGCACUUUCCUAAUGACUAAGCUGUGGGAGGUGAUCUAUACGUUCUACGCGGCAAUCAGUCUGCUGCUCCUGCUGAUGCUGGGGAUUUGUUCGUGCUGCAAAGGAGAUGAUGACAAGCCUCACGGUUCUAAACACAAUCGAAAGCAACGAAAAGCUGGCUGCUGGGCUUUCUUCUGCUGUGGAACCUGUUGCCGAUCGGAGGACGAAAAGGAACUGGACAUGCACUCACAUUGCUCGUGCGAGACGCUGAACAUGCGACCGGCAGGACCAAACGAUAAGCACUAUCAUCGAGUGAUAUUUGUGUAGAUGCUGAGUGGGAAACAAAACGCUGUUUUAGUGCGGAAGAGAUUUCAACCACCAGUAUCUAUCAGUGCUGAUAACCAAAGAGCUUCGCUGGGUUACGACCAAUAUCAGGGGAAACUGAAACGAAGUGUGCUCAUAUCGGUAUUACGGAGUGAAUAUCGGUUGAUCGAGAAAAAGAUUUCAACGAAUACAACGUCUCGUUAUGAAGAGAUGAUUGAUGAUCCCACCUCUAGAUGCAUCGAAAAUUGUAUGAUAUAUCGCGAAAAAUAGUUGUUUUUUUUUCUAGUUUAUACCAAAUUUAGUGUAACACAUUUUUACGGACUGAAACAUGAAAAAGUGAAAUGUGCAUUUAUACGAAAUUCAAAAAUAGUGAAAUAUACUGGAAACUCAUACUCAUGGUAGCGAAUAAAUAUAUGUACAGUCAAAGCUCUCUAUAGCGACAACUUUUAUAGCGACAAAUCUCUCUAUAACGACAUUUCCAAAGGUCCCUUCAAAAUCGCAUAGAAAUUCUUUUCUUUAUAGCGACAUUUCUCUAUAACGACCAUUCCCUGUAGCGACACAUUACCGCUCAUACAUAUCAUUCUCUAUUGCGACAAUUCUCAAGGUCACGCCAACAGUGCAAUAAUAAUGAACUUGAUUGAACUUAGUAUAUGACUAUGAACGAAAAUAGUCUAUAUUAUGUUUUGUGAACGAUUAAAUGUUCGUGCGCAACUAAUAUUAAUAUUCGGAUACUUUACAAAAACAGAGAAAUUUAAAUUUGAAACAUCACUCAACUUGAACAUAUAUUCAGACGCGAUUCUGCUGACGGUACAUUUUCAUAUAUGUAUUCAAAACUCUGCUGCACAUAAUUUUAAGCUGUACCAUAUCGUAAAGCGAAAGAGCAAUGCAAAAAAUAACUCUCGAAAGAGACGUGAUCGCUUUGAAGCUCUUGUGAUGCGCAAUAGGAAACUAACUAAACGAUACCGUGUGGGUAAAAAGGAAUACAAAACAGAUUAGCUGUUGUGGAUCACGUGUACUCAAAAUGAUUCUGGCGCAAAUAAAAUCCAUUCCGCCCAAACAGUGCUAGGGCGAGGCAAAAAAAGAGUGCUGUCAGUUUCCUUAUCUUUGUUCAGUUUCGAGACAUCUGAAUUCAACACGAAUUCAGCUCAGCUAUCACAAUACACACACAUAGGAAACCUGUAAGCUGAUAAAAGAUAGGUAAAGCUUAUUGAAACAAAUCAAUUGAAGCAUUGUUGUACAAGAAUCCCGUGCUUGAGGAAAUAAAGUAUUCGAAUUGAACUUAAAACGAAAAGUAUAGUCCGCGUAACUGUUACAUGGUAAGCUUUUAAAUUCAUACUCACGCAACAGUUUGAAGUAUAGUUUGUUUUAAUAUAAAUUUCCAGUCCAAAAUGAA